AUGAGCACAGACGUACCAAACUCCGGGCCCUCUGGGGAGCCUAACAGGAAAGGAUCCGUCAAGCGGGCCCGACAAAUGCUGGAUGCCGGCGUGCGUCCAGAACGAGCCUCGCCACCCCAGCAGAUGGCACAUCCUCCUGUCCCCAGGAAUAUCUCCCAUCAAACACAAUGGCCUCUUCCUGAUUCGGGUCUCCCACCGCACCCGGUCAACCAACAUCCUAGGUAUUUGGUUCCGCGUGGCCCUCCACCUCAGAGACCACCUCACCCGAGUGAACUCCCUUCGCCAUCCAUUUACUCAGAACGGGAUAGCCAAGCCUCAGAAAUGGGAUUGGGUCCGAACCCAAGACCACCCCGGUCCUUCUCACAACUUCAGCCGCCUCCGCUAGCGCAGCGCCGGCCGAUAAAUGAUGCCCCUGUCAGUCCCACCAGCACAAUCGACAUGACAACUCCACGAAUAUCGAUUGCAACAGAAGAAUUGUUCAGACAAUCUGUAGCUUCGUCAACGCCCUCCGUUCCCGAUGUGCCCCAAUUUCCACCUACUUUUCUACGGCCCGAGUCCGAGUCCGGUUUUUCUCAGGAUGACCCCAGGCACCGGACGGCAGGUCUUGUUGCACCGCUCAAUGCGCGACGACCUCCCCCAGCUUGUCAAUCAUCUGUUUCGCCCAUUCCAGAAGAAUUCGCCCACUCCCGCUUUACAAAAUGCUCCGUCGCCUCUAGCCGAGCCAUCCCCUCGAGCUGGGGAUCCGGUCCCGCUGAAUCCGAGAUUCUGGGAGCAUAUCUCGACAUGGAUUCAGAUGAUGGCCAGCGCUCACCGGGCCUCCAAGAGGAUGAUACGAGCCUUGUCCGAAGUGCCAGUAUUGGAAAGCGAGGAAAGCCGACGAUGCGUACCAUCCUCAGGUCUAACCCCGUUUCCGUUGUAGACAUGCCAGCACCCACUGAAGAGGAAUCCGCAAAGGGCAAAGCAGUACGACCUGUCGUGAUGGGAGCUGCUGCAAGCCAGAUGCCCCAUACACCAAGCCAAUUACGACAGUCGUCUACUACAGCAUCGAGUGAAUCACUGAAAGGUGUAGACCCCGAAAAGCCACCCUUUUCCACACAGCAUGACUCGCCCUCCGACGCCCGGCUCAAAAAAGAGCUCGAGGCCUUCGGAGGGCUGCCUCACGCUGCACCAACGAUGAGUGACAAAAGACCUGGCGGUCGCAAGCCUCCUGCUCUGAAUAUGCAUGCGUUGCGGGAUGCAGAAGCUCGUGGGAGCCUUUCCAGUCUAUCUGAUUUGAUUAAGAGGGCGACAAAGCUCGCAUCGAACCUAGAUCAUGGGAGAACCGCCAGCCGAGCUAAUCUGGCUGGUGGCGAUGAGGCAGGGUUCAGGGCUGGGAUGGGACACCGACCACGCAACUCCGGCUCUCUAUCGGACAUGCUCGCCUCCUUCCCCCCGCCGGGUUUGGCGACACCCGAAGAGCGCGGAUCACGCGCAUCAUGGCCUUUCUUUGCGCGCUCUAACCUGCGUAAUGUUGAGCAGCUUAACUCCAGCGAUGACGACCCAAAUGCUCCCCGACGCAGGAAGAUGUGCUGCGGAAUACCUCGGAAGAUCUUCGUGCUCAUCUGCAUCGCGAUCUUCAUCAUCGUCAUUCUUGCAGUUCUUCUCCCUGUGUUCCUUAUCGCCGUGCCCCGCGAAAAAGCGAACUCGCCCUGUGCUGAAAAGCAUCCUUGUGAGAAUGGAGGUGUGAGCGUUUCUGCUGGUGACCAAUGCUCAUGUGUUUGUUCGAACGGCUAUACCGGCUCACAAUGCAAUGUUGCGGGUGAUGGUAGCUGCACCACCGCACUGAUAUCUAACGGAUCGAACGCGACCAUGGGCAGUGCACUCCCUACUCUGUUCGAGGAAUCCAAGAAGAAAUUCGACAUCACCCUCGACCAAGUCACGAUCAUGGCUCUCUUCAGCAUGAACGACGUCUCCUGCAAGACCGAAAACGAACUCGUGGCUUUCAGCGAUGUUACAAGUGACGGCACAAUUAAGACCCGCCGAUCUGUACAGUUGACAGCCGACUCGACGCCAUCCGAAGAGAACAAAAAGCACGAUGCUUCUCCGUCUGUCUCGAAAACCGACCCAACAACAGUCCUGGCUGUCCGUUCCAUGGCCACUAUGAACGGUAUCCUAUACGAUGACGCGGAAUCAAGCAAGUCAGCUACGACCACGUCGGCACCUACUCAAACCGAGUCUGCGACGAGCACCUCCGCUACCAAUGCCAGCGCUCAAUCCACUUCCACCGAGGCAAAGACGUCCACGUCCACGUCCACUGUGACCAGUGUUCCCGACGACGUUGUUAGGUUUUCUCGGGUUGCGGUGUUGUACAUUCUGCAGAAGACAGGAUCACUUGACACGGCUCUGUCCUCUGAGAAGGAUAUUCAAAUAUACUUGGUCGAUUCCUAUGCGAACACGACUCAGCCGUCCAUGAGGGUAGGGGCGUUUGCUGUCAAUUUUGAGAAGUUGACCAUCACGCUUCCCAAUAGUACGAUAACGGCGCAGUGA
Messenger RNA from Penicillium samsonianum, 2526 nucleotides. RefSeq lists its product as uncharacterized. The record is from RefSeq and is a predicted model, not a curated record. NCBI's taxonomy places the organism in Eukaryota, Fungi, Ascomycota, Eurotiomycetes, Eurotiales, Aspergillaceae. The transcript has 2 exons. The coding region runs from base 1 to 2526 and encodes 841 amino acids.